AUGACAACAACGAUUGAUGUAUUAGUGAACAAUCGUCAAAGAUCAUCUUCGGAAAUGCCAUUGGAUCGACUAAAGCAUUUCUUACUCAAUGCAAAAAGCCAACGAUGGAUGAUUUGUGAAUGGUUCUAUUCAGAUAUCGAUCGGUGUUUGUUAACAAAUGAAAAUGAGUUUGAACAUUGUGUGGAACACUUUUUUCCUGAACUAGCCAAUAAAAAACCACUUCGACUUACUCGUCAACAAUGGAAUUUAAUUCGACGUCGAUUUGGCAAACCUCGACGAUUAUCAAGUGCGUAUCUUGAAAAUGAAAGAAUCAAAUUGGUUAAACAACGAAAUUUACUACGAAUCGCUCAAAAUGAAACAAAAACGCAUUAUCAAUCGGAAAAAAUCUUCUUGAAUACCCUUCCGUCAUUCAUUAUUCCGCCAUUGCAAUCCGGUGCACGUGUUAUUGUUCGAUUAUUUCGUUCAUGUCAAUUUGGUUUGUAUCGUGGACAAUUUCUUUCGCGAAAUGAAGCAAAUCCUCAACAAUAUCAAAUUCUCUUCGAUGAUUCAAAUAUUGGUUUAUUGAAUGUCAAUGAUUAUGAUGUUAUGUCUGAACAACCACUUGAACAUCUUGUCCUUGCUGAAAAAUUGAAAUUAAUUCAAUUUGCUCGCAAAGAUAAAAAUUAUUUGGUUAGUGAUAACGACGAAGAUGACUUACAAACGACAGACGAUGAAGAAAUUGUACCAAAAGCUGAUGUUAUUACUAAAAUACCUGACCGGUUGUUGUAUCUUGUCAUUCGAGUGUCAAGAAUACUUUGUGCAAAACGUGAUUCGAUUGAGAAUCUUCGAAAAAUGAACGAUCAAGCUGAAUUCGAAAUAAGUCGCCAUAUUCCACUAAGUGAUACAUUCCGACGUGAUUAUGCGCAUUUAAUUCAAUGGUUAGCGAAACUAAACGAAUAUUUAGCGAAAUUUAUCGAGGAAAUCAAUACAAUUUGUCGACAAAUCGUCACUGAUGAACAAUUACUCGUUGUAUUUAACGACACAAAAUUUGUUUGUGAUCGUUCACAACGUUUAGCAAAAGAAUUGAUCAGUAAACUCAACGUUCCUCCUGUGGUUCUUAACCAAGAAACACUUGAAUUGAUUACAAAACUUGUCGCACUCGUCGUACAAAUGAAAGAGUUUUCUGAAAGUGAAGGCACGUUCUUAGAAUUACACGCACUGGAUGAAGCGAAUGAGAAUUUCAAGAAAUCGAUUCAUCCGUCGCUUUUAUCGACUUAUAAACAAUGUGUCGAAGUUAGCGUAACACAAUUUAAAUCAGGUUUAAAUAAUCGACCGGGUCUCGGUUUCCUACAAUCAUUUCUUCAAACUCGACCAGAAUUAAACGAACAACAACAAAAUAAUAAUUCUUCUCUUAAUCAAACUUUCUUUAGUGUCUAA
Messenger RNA from Adineta ricciae, 1416 nucleotides. Lineage: Eukaryota; Metazoa; Rotifera; Eurotatoria; Adinetida; Adinetidae. The record is from the annotation of a GenBank genome assembly.